AUGGGCAAUGUGAUCGUGCGCAACGGUAUGGCUUACCUGCUACUAUUGGAUGCGCUAGCACGCCAGGGCCUUGGUAGAGAGCGAGUGUUCCGAGACCGUGAGGAUGUAUUUGCGGAGACAGAUGAGUGGCUGAUGCAACGUUUCAGAUUACCUUGUGCUGUCCUGUUGGACAUAUGCAACCUCCUGCAGCCAAAUCUCACCAAAGAGACCAGAAGGUCCAACCCGGUUCUCCCACACGUCCAAGUCCUCACAGUAUUGGGAUUCCUGGCAACAGGAACCUUCCAAAGGGAGAUAGGGGACAGAGCAGGUGUGUCCCAGUCAUCCGUCAGUUGUGCGCUUCCCUCGGUCAUCAAAGGCCUCAUCACACUGUCCCCCAGGCACAUCCGAUUCCCAUACACCGCCGUAGAUCAACUUCAAAUUAAGCAAGACUUCUAUAACAUGGCUCAACUUCCAAACAUCAUAGGAGCAAUAGACUGCACGCAUAUACGCAUAAAAGCGCCUUCCCCUGACCCAUUCCCGUUCCUGAACCGCAAACAAUACCAUUCCAUCAACGUCCAACUCAUUUCAGAUUCAAAAUAUAACCUCCUCAAUGUUGUUGCUCGAUGGCCCGGGGGAGCGCACGACUCAUUUGUGUUCCAGAACAGUACAGUUGGUACGCGUCUUGCGCAAGGUGCGCAUGGAGAUGGGUGGCUCAUUGCUGAUAGAGGUUAUGGUUUGGUCCCCUGGCUGAUGACACCCUUGGCCAACCCACAGAGUAGACAAGAGCACUCAUACAACAGGCGUCACACAGUCACCCUUCCCGUGGUGGAACGCACCAUUGGCGUUUUAAAAGCAAGGUGGAGGUGCCUUGACACCUCCGGUGGAAAGCUGCUCUACACCCCAGAGAAAUCUUGUCAAAUCAUCAUGGCAUGCUGUGUAUUGCACAACAUUGCAAUGAAAGAGGGCGUUGCACUGCCAGAUCCUACACUUGCUGAGGAUAUGCCAGAUGACGUCCCAGAAGGACUCGACCGACAGGAUGCCAUACGCAUCAGCUAUCCGCCCCAGUGUGCCGCAAAUCUGUUGCAGACACUUAAAGAUGUCCUCUUGGUUUUUCAGGACCGCAUCCGAUACCACCUGUGUCCGUGGAACUCGCCGGGAACCUGGGGCGUCAGACGGGCCUGGCUGCGGAGCAUCAGACGGGCCGGGCUGCAGUGGAGGAACGGGAUCUUGCGCUGA
Molecule: messenger RNA, 1215 nt
Organism: Scomber scombrus (Atlantic mackerel)
Lineage: Eukaryota; Metazoa; Chordata; Actinopteri; Scombriformes; Scombridae
Product: putative nuclease HARBI1
Exons: 3
Coding region: 1-1215 (404 amino acids)
Source: RefSeq, a predicted model, not a curated record